CUGCCUGUAGAGCGUCCGCGCGGGUAAACAACAAGAUGUGGUAACGUCAAACGCGUACAUUUUUCUACAAUUAUUCUUUACCUAAGUGUACGGACGCUUCCGAAUUCCUCGACAAGCACUUGCCUUUUGUUGGCUGUACCAGCUUGUUGUAACUUCAUGUACCGUCUGCCGUUAUGUUUGUGCUAUGAACGACGCUUGGACUUGGCCCGGUUACAGCCUGCGCUUCGGUCGGAGCCGUUCAGUGUGUUGAAUGUUGAUUAGUGUGCCUGUCCCCUCCGUGUCUAAGUGCUGUGUUCUGGUCGGGGUGCUCUGGUGGUGCUGCAGCAAGGGAACUGUACUAUGCUACACGGUAGGAAGAAGCCCGUCCCUUCGUAGUGUCACUGUUAGCGCGAUCACACUGCUUUCCCGGUAGAUGAUCGUGCAAGCGAGACAACCUAGCGCGCAUUUCGAACAUUCCGGCCAACCGCUGGCCCUUUCGGUGCAGAACGAAUCCGGUGCAUCAGUCACCCCGCCCCGGCCCCUCCCAAAACGGAGGAGUUAGUUAAGUACCCGUCCAAUUGUCAAAUCAAGCAAAGAGCUCGGGAAGCGCAUACACGUACGCCGGCCAAAGAGCCAAAGAUCCCCGAUCAUGUCGAAGCACAUCUGCAAAAAUCCGAAAAAUCUCUUCUGCUUCGUGUGCGGCCUGUACACACCGUCGCACCACAAGCGGUCGAUCAUGACGCGGCCGCUGCUGCUGGCGUACGAGGCCCACUUUACGGCGCGCACCGUGCCGGAAAACUACCAGCACGGGCCGCCGUCCGUGUGCAACGUGUGCAACAAUGCGCUGCUGCGGUGGCAGAACGGCACGUGCCCGAAGCCGGAGCUGCCGUUCGCGAUCCCGAUGCUGUGGAGCGCCUCGACCGACCAUGCCACCGAUUGCUACUUCUGUCUGACGCGCACCGCAUCGUCGCCGGACGGGAAAACCAUCACCAAAGCGAACGCAUCGGUCGUGUAUCCGUCGGUGAAGUCGGCCAUACGGCCCAAAGUGUUCUCCAACCAGCGGGCGGUGAUGUUCCAUCCGAUACACAGCACGAUCCGUCCACCGGCAGUCUCCGUCGCCGUCACCACCGGCAAGGUGGAAGCGAGUGACAGCAAACCGAUCGCCGUGCGCACGGUCACCGUCACUGCGGUCAAGCGGGAAGAAUCUCCAACUGUAAAGCCGCAGCAGCAGCAAAGGGUCGUCACACGGCACAGCUUGCCGGCCUCGCAACAACCGGCCCCGGCGAGUGUGCAAUUGAAGCCAGUGCCGACAGUCAUCAGCACGACAGUGAGUGGCGUAAAGCGCAAAGCCGUCGCAGACCCAAGUGUUAUGUACGACAUGACCAAGGUAAGGCUGCGCCAUUCCGAACCAUCGGUUGUGCUGGAAAAAAGUGAGAAACUGGUACCCGCGAGACCACCCAUCGCGAUCGUACGACGCCCGGUGACAGCGGGCACAGUCAGCACGAACGCUCCCAAGAUAUUGAACGUGUUCUCCCUCAACAAGAAUGCGAUCAACAGUGACUCCAAGCAAUUGAUUUUACCCGCUGCAAAACUCCAGCCCAAACCGAUCGCUCCAACCCAGCGACCGGUGACGAUCGAAAUCGAGGACGAUGAUGAUGAGGAGAUGAAUGGAAGGGAUCCACAGGAUCCCCCGUCUCCAGAACUACCGCUGCCGAGAUUGGUUCCGAUCAAGCAGGAAAGGGAACCGCUCAUCGUAACCAAGCAGCCGCCACCCCGAACGGUUCCAAAGCAAAUUGCCGAAGUGCGGGUCGUUAAGGUGGAGCGAUUGAGCCCAACAUCGUCGGAGCAGAAAGCACAGCCGCCGCCAACAGUGACCCGGGCGACGACGGGCUUUAUUAAUCUCUGCGAUCUAGCAUCGGCACCCUCGACCCACAACGGUAUGAUGGUGGUGAAAAUGCCACCCGUCAGCGAGACACAGCCGAAACCGGUUCCGGUGAUGGCCCCAAAGGUUGUAGCUACGCCUACUCCCGCCGUUGCACCAACAACACCCGACAGCACGGGCACUAAUGGCGGUGGUGGUGGUGGUGGUGGUGGUGGUAGUGCUUCCGAGCAGGAGGAACUGCCCCAUCGCAUCACACAGUCGGAGCUGAUACUGUUGCUUCGCGAGCUGGAACUGCCCAAAGAGAAGUCGGCCAUCCUGAUCGAUCGGCUGAAAAAGUGGAAUCUGCUCGCGGUCGAGCUGGUCGGUUCGAACCGUUCCCGGCCGUCAACCGAUCCAGCCCCGCAAACGGUUACGCAACCGUCGGCAGUAACGACACCAGCAGCAACAACAACAACCACUCCCGUAGCAUCACCUGCCGCAGCUGUUGUUGUGUCGUCGACUUCGACCAAACCGACACCGGUCAAUUCGUCAUUGGCCAAGCCGACACCGGUCAAUUCGACACUGGCCAAACCGACACCGGCUAAACCGCCAAUGCCGGCCGUUUCGGUCGCUGUAACAACGCGAACACAGUGUGGACCGUACACCGGAACCGUCACCACGCUGACGAACAUGAAAGACCUGCAAGUGCGCAGUACCCGGGCCGCGCAAAAACCGCCCAUCAUUACCAGCAGCACCAACAGCGGCGGCGGUGGCGGCGGCGGCACCAAGCCGCAGGAGAGUGGUGGUGGUGAAACGAAACCACCAAUACCAAAGGUCAUCACGACUAGCGUCACUACGCGCAGCGCCAAAAAUGCGCUGGACAAACAAAAUUAUACCCCUUCGGCGCGGAUAAAGUGAACCCCCGAAUGGUGGGCGCCUGCGUGUCGCGAACUGGAACAUGCACUCUUAGCAUUAGCAACCUAUAAAGUUAAGUUGUUUGCGCACGUCCACGGCGUGUUGCUGCGUCGCGAAUGAAAGCGAAAAUUUUUGUACAAAAUUGUAAGGGUCGGGAAAGUUUGUUCGCGUUCGGUCAUGUCCUUAAAUUAAGACUCACACUACAUACACACGCACACACAUUUCUAACGGUACACAAAUACCAAAAGCCAUCUCUUCCAAGCGUCACAUUAUCCCAAGGAUAGUAGAGAAUUCUGAGGAAUACGAAAAAAAAUGAAGGGAAACUGAAGUGCCCUUAACUGUAAGCGUGAAUUGGAUGGCAUGUGCUGAUUUUACCUAAGUCUAGGUAUCCACAUCAUCAUCAGACUUAGUUUUAUGUUUCAUGUUUCCUUUUCUAUGUAAAAAAAAGAAAACUAAUGAUAAGCGCGUCCGAUCAGUUUGGUAGGUGAACGUGAUCAGAAGACGAUGACGAAUGAUUUUACCAUUAUCAGAAUGAAGCUUGUGUUAUGCACAAAUGCGAAUGAUUAUUGUAAGAAAAAGAAAAGAAUGUGAAUGUUUUCCGGGAUUUGACCCCAUGUAUGUCGAACCUUAGCUCGAUUUGGGUCCCGUGUAAUAUAGAUGUAAGAUAUGAUGUAAUAAAGUAAGGCAGGCAGGCAGAAGCAUUGGAUUGAGAUAACACGCGGUAAAAGUAUGGAUGAAUAAAUCGUUACAAUACAAAACACA
Messenger RNA from Anopheles arabiensis, 3517 nucleotides. Its product is annotated as flocculation protein FLO11-like. Lineage: Eukaryota; Metazoa; Arthropoda; Insecta; Diptera; Culicidae. The transcript is spliced from 2 exons. The record is from RefSeq and is a predicted model, not a curated record. Bases 629 to 2758 code for a protein of 709 amino acids.